This is a messenger RNA of Canis lupus familiaris (dog), 5669 nucleotides long. RefSeq names its product GTP binding protein 1 (gene GTPBP1). Bases 998 to 3007 code for a protein of 669 amino acids. Gene Ontology annotation, molecular function: translation elongation factor activity; GTP binding; GTPase activity. The transcript has 12 exons. NCBI's taxonomy places the organism in Eukaryota, Metazoa, Chordata, Mammalia, Carnivora, Canidae. The record is from RefSeq and is a predicted model, not a curated record. Gene Ontology annotation, biological process: translational elongation.
CCGAGACUGCCCUAAUCCCUCAUUUUAUCAAGCUUUUCAGACUUUUGAGACAGGGAGAGACACCUAAAACGUGCUGAUGGUAUUGUGGACUGGGACUAAUACAACUGAUGAUACUCUGGAAAAAUCAUCCAUAGGAAACUCUCCUAACAGACCCAGAUCUUAGCUUCGCAGUUCACAAAUGUGGUGAGGUACUUUUGGCUUGUAUUUUAGCUGGUUGCCUCUUUUUGGACUUGUAAUUGCUCUCACUGCAGAGGCAGUGAAUGGAGAAUUCUCCCUAAGGUCAGCGUUUAAUUAAUUUCCCUCGCUCUGGCUGCUAUAGUACUCCAGGCAUCGAUCCUUCUAUUAAGAUUGCGUGGAGGUUGCCAGCGCUUUGGACCUCGGUCUUCCAGGGACUGCCGGGAGUCACCGAGUAGGGAGGUGGGAGGGGCCUUGUGCGGUUUACUAUCUGGGUGGGCGGUGGCCCGAGGCGCGGGCCCUGUGUGCUGACUAGAUUGGGCCUUGCCCCUGUCCAUCAUCGGAAGGCUGUCCGUGCGGACUGUUUUGCAGUAAGAUUUGGAAACUGAACACUGCCUAUGGAAAGGAGGGAAGUAAGGGGCGGUGAGGGUAAACGUUGUGUGUAUUUCCCCACUCAUUGGAUGGCUGCCGUGUCAGUCAAACCCUGCCCAGCUCUCGUUGGCUGGAAGGCUCCGGGCAGGUAGCGUGGCCGCGGUGCUGCCCCCUCCCGAGCUGCGAACGAGGCGUGUGACGUCUCAGAGAUUUGUUGUUGGGGUUUGGGCCUCAUUAAUUAUUCAUUAGGUACUUGAAAGGGCCGCAGUGAUUGGUGGCUGAGAGGCCUGGUCGAUUGUUUCUUACCUAGAAAUACGUGUCAUCGUCUACGCGGCUGGAGAAGUUUCGCGUAAAUUAUCCGAAGAGGGCCGGGGCGGGGCCGCGCAUAGAUUAGGCAAAUGCGCCGAGGAGGGAGGGGAGGCCGGCUACGAAUUAGCCUAAGUUAUUAAAGAUGGCGGCGGAGCGGAGUCGCUCCCCGAUGGACUCGCCGGUCCCGGCCUCUAUGUUCGCCCCCGAGCCCAGCUCCCCGGGGGCGGCCAGGGCCGCGGCGGCUGCUGCCCGGCUCCACGGCGCCUUCGACUCGGACUGCAGUGAAGACGGGGAGGCGCUCAACGGCGAGCCGGAGCUGGACCUCACCAGCAAGCUGGUUCUAGUGAGCCCUACAUCAGAGCAGUAUGACAGCCUACUUCGGCAGAUGUGGGAGAGGAUGGACGAGGGAUGCGGAGAGACCAUAUAUGUCAUUGGGCAGGGAUCAGAUGGAACUGAGUAUGGGCUAAGUGAAGCUGACAUGGAGGCCUCCUACGCCACAGUGAAGAGCAUGGCCGAACAGAUAGAGGCUGAUGUCAUCCUCCUGCGGGAACGUCAAGAAGCUGGGGGCCGUGUGCGUGAUUACCUGGUCCGAAAACGAGUAGGAGACAAUGACUUCCUGGAGGUCAGGGUAGCAGUAGUAGGCAACGUGGAUGCUGGCAAAAGCACACUCCUGGGGGUUCUGACACACGGGGAGCUGGACAAUGGCCGAGGCUUUGCCCGCCAGAAGCUCUUCCGCCACAAACACGAGAUUGAAUCUGGUCGCACCAGCAGCGUGGGCAACGACAUUCUGGGCUUUGACAGUGAAGGUAAUGUGGUGAACAAGCCAGACAGCCAUGGUGGCAGCCUGGAAUGGACAAAGAUUUGUGAGAAAUCCACUAAGGUGAUUACCUUCAUCGACUUGGCUGGCCAUGAGAAAUACCUGAAGACCACUGUCUUUGGCAUGACAGGUCAUUUGCCUGACUUCUGCAUGCUCAUGGUGGGCAGCAAUGCUGGCAUCGUGGGGAUGACCAAGGAACAUUUGGGCUUGGCAUUGGCACUCAAUGUUCCUGUCUUUGUGGUGGUCACCAAGAUUGACAUGUGUCCUGCCAACAUUCUGCAAGAAACCCUGAAGCUGUUACAGCGCCUGCUGAAGUCUCCAGGCUGCCGGAAGAUCCCUGUGUUGGUACAGAGCAAGGAUGAUGUGAUCGUUACGGCCUCCAACUUCAGCUCUGAGAGGAUGUGCCCGAUAUUCCAGAUCUCCAACGUUACAGGUGAGAACCUAGAUCUGCUGAAGAUGUUCCUCAACCUCCUCUCCCCCCGCACCAGCUACCGGGAGGAAGAGCCUGCGGAGUUUCAGAUUGAUGACACCUACUCUGUGCCAGGUGUGGGGACAGUGGUGUCAGGGACAACACUGAGAGGCCUGAUCAAGCUGAAUGACACACUGCUGCUCGGCCCAGAUCCCUUGGGUAACUUCCUGUCCAUUGCUGUCAAAUCAAUCCACCGCAAGCGCAUGCCUGUCAAAGAGGUGCGGGGUGGCCAGACAGCCUCCUUUGCACUGAAGAAGAUCAAGCGCUCAUCCAUCCGCAAAGGCAUGGUGAUGGUUUCCCCACGCUUGAAUCCCCAAGCCUCCUGGGAGUUUGAGGCUGAGAUCCUUGUCCUCCACCACCCCACCACAAUUAGCCCACGCUACCAGGCCAUGGUGCACUGUGGGAGCAUCAGGCAGACGGCUACCAUUCUGAGCAUGGACAAGGACUGUCUGCGCACCGGGGACAAGGCCACUGUGCACUUCCGCUUCAUCAAGACUCCUGAGUACCUGCACAUAGACCAGCGUCUGGUGUUCCGGGAAGGCCGCACCAAAGCGGUGGGCACCAUCACCAAGCUCCUCCAGACCACCAACAACUCCCCGAUGAACUCAAAGCCCCAGCAAAUUAAAAUGCAGUCAACAAAAAAAGGUCCCCCGACCAAGCGAGAAGAAGGAGGCCCAUCUGGAGGGCCAGCAGUAGGGGCGCCCCCUCCUGGAGACGAAGCUUGCUCUCUAGGGGCUGUGCAGCCAACCUUGUCCAGCAGUCUCCAGCCACAGCCCAAGCCCAGCAGCGGGGGCCGGCGACGGGGGGGCCAGCGUCACAAAGUGAAGUCCCAGGGGGCCUGCGUGACUCCUGCCAGCGGCUGCUGAAUCUCCCCUGGCCCACCCCCACCACCCAAGGGAUCCUUGUACUCUGGCCACUGUUUCACCAGAUGAGCCAAAGCAGCUCUGACCACCACCCGCCCUCCCCCAGGCCACAGCUGGAGCCUCAUCAUUCCCCACUCCUCCACCACCCCCAUUUUCCAGAGGGGUUGUAAUUUAUAAGCUGAGGAAGGUGGCCAGACUUCUGGAGGACUGACCAUCAUCCACCUUCUUCCCUGCCUUCUUCCUUACUCACAUUUUUUGUACAUCUGGGCCCUUAGUUUUUAUUCUUUUUAUUAUCUCUUUCUCUCUCUCUCUCUCUAGUGUGUGUGUGCACGUGCGUGUAUGUGUGUGCGUGUGUGUGUGUGUGCGCGUGUGUGGUAUAGAAGUGCAGCCGGUCAGGGCCCUGGCAGUCUUUCUCCUUUUUUCCUCUAUGAGCUGGCCACCAGCCUCCAGGAGCUGGCUGCCUGCCCAUCUGUCCAUCUGUCUGUGUGUCUGACAACUUUUAGGGGCUUUCAGGAGCUAAAGAGCACCCAUGUCUCCUGUGCUUGCCAUCCUCCCCUGUGCUCACUCCUCUGCGCCCAGAGCCCUCCACAGAGCCGGACUCGGGGCUUAGGGGCUUCAUAAGUGCUGCUACCAGAGCAGGGAGCAUGCCUUCUGGGACUAGGGGGGCUUUCAACAGAAUGGAGAGUAGUGGCCUCCUUUUUUCCCCCUCUCUCUUCCUUUUUUCCACCCUUAAGCCCAAAAACAGGUAAUGCCAAAAGCUCUUAAGCUGUAACCUGUACAUGUGUGGAGGGGAGUGGCACUUGGAUUGUAGGACCCUCCUCCCUGCCCCUAACUCUGACCCUUGCCACUGACCCAAAGACAGCUUAUGGUUUUCUUUCCCCUUGGAGACAAUCCUGUGUUUGCCUGGCCAGGCCAGGGAAACUCCUGCUUUGCUGAUUCUGAGCUGGAGGCUCUGGCCCUUGAACUUUCUACGAAUCUUGCUGGGUUUUGGGGCACUGCUGACCUAGACUAGGAUUGGCUUGCUCUGGGUCACACUCACCAGCACCUCCUAUUGGUGGGGGUGCGAGGUGUUCCUUUGAGCCAGGCCAGGACUGGAACACCUCCUUCCUCACUAUAGCCCCACUAUGUUGACCCAGCAUGGCUGCUAUAGGAGCACAACAGGGCAGGGCCUGAGCCCCAGUUUGGGAAGCCCCAUUUGGGGUGUGGGCAGGGCAGGUAGGAGUAGUGAAAGAUUCUUUCAGGUCCAGCACAGACCAUCAUUCAGCCCUCUAGAAUAUUCACUGCCUGGGGUGGGGGUGGGGUCAGAGUCACUCAGGCCAGAGAUGGCAAUGUGGGGUCCAAACCAGACUGGCCUGAGCUGUGGCCAGAAGCCCUCGGUUUAGGGUAGACUGGUGGGUGGAGAUGUGUUCUUUCUAGCCAGGGCAGACACCCAGCUGGCUGGGUCCUUCCUCAGCCUUGCCUCCCUCCCAUCCCUGUCCCUUCUCCAUUAUUCCUGCUUCUUGACUGCUGGUUCCCUCCCCUCCCCUCCUUCCACCUAUUUCCAGUUACCACUGACCCAUGGCCAUGGACUGACCAGACCAGCACAAAAAAUAAAAGUUUGUUCCAAGUUGAUGGUGUGAUGUUCCCUGCCCAGGCCCUCCAGGUGGAGGUGCUGCUGUGGGGAGCGCUGGCUGUGCCUGCCCUAGAGCCCCCACCUGCGGAGCAGGGCAGGGUUGGGAGGAGCCCAGCUUCUCUCAGGCAUAUGCAGGCUCUCUGGCAGAUGUGACAAAGGACAAGUUGCCAGUCUUCCCUGAACUUGUUUCCUCCUCUAGAUCGAGAGGUAAACAAAUGCCUGUGUCGUGGUGGUUGUGAGGGUCAGUGAGAAACUGUGUGGUAAGGCUCUGAUGUGACCUGCAUGUGGGAGGUGCCUUGUGGCUUCCCGCUGCGCCAGCUCCUGAGUCCAUGGGGCAGUGGGCAGGCUUGAAGGGAGAAAUAUGUUGACCUGUCUCUCUGCUGUGGCUAUGCUGUGCUGGAUGUCUCCCUCACUCAUGUGCUUUGAUUUUGAAGCUACCAUCUAGGAGAGAGAUGGUGUUCCAUUUUUCUAGGUUAGGAAACAGAAUCUCAGAGGAGCAGCGCCGCUAGUAGGCAUGUCUGUUCCUGCAUCAGCCAUUGGUAGGCAGCCGCUCCACCCUGUGUCCUUUGGCCCCCGUCUGCUCCUUUGUGUGCUAUUUACUUCUUGCUUUUUUACUCUGGUUCUGCUUAUAGGGAUUGUUGCACACUGGUGCCUUCAUAAGAGGAAGGCUCCAGCAUUGAGUACCCCUCUGCUCUGUCCCUGUGGCAGGUGCUGUGGGGUGCAUGUUUCCACAGGACUUCACCAGGGUGAGACCUUGUUUGGUUUGAACUCUUUUGCUCCUAAGAGCAUAAUAACCCUUUUUUUUUUUUACAUUUGGAAGCUCUGGCAUCUCCCCUGGCCUCUGCCCUCAGACACACAGGAGGUUGGUCUGAUCUUUCUGGUCACCAGGCCUACACCUGCUAGCAGGGGCUGACUGAAUACAGUGUUUUACUGUCAUUAACAGGGACUCCAAGGUCCUCUACGGGUCUCAGCCCCACCAACUCUCACUUUGGAACAAAACACCAGCCCUUUUGUAGCUAAUAAUAAAGUUGUUAAUUGAUUAUCUCGAAUAGC